CCAUUGUUUUCCUAUUCAGCAAGACGGGAUUUGGGGUCGUCAGAGAAAUUGCUCCGAUUUUCAGAUAGUUAUGUCGUCGGAGAAAGAAGCUUCAACAUCCACAACAAAUCGCAAGUUAUCGUGCUCCACUUGCUUCGAUGCUCUCUGGUUCUGCUACUCCCCGGUUCAUCAAAUGCAGCAGUAUUAUAGGCUUGGGGUUCUCGACAAUUGUUCCGAUAAAUGGAGAGCGAUGGUUGAUUGCUUAUUGCUCAAGACCAAACACGCUUCUCAAGUCCAGGAAGCUCUAGAAACUAAAGAGAAAUCAAAGACACACAUUUGGACAUUUCGGACACCAGAAGAAGCUUCAUACCACUGGAAAGAGCUUUAUGGUCAUUUAGAUGAGCCUGAAUUAUGAAAAUAAAUUCGUGCCAAUGAACAUUGUAUAUUGCCUUCUGAUUUUGCUGGUGAUUGAGAGGAAGAGAAGAGACCAAAGAAGGCUUAUAUCAAAUUGAAGAUGCCAGGGAGCGAGAUUUUUAUUCCAUUUUUUGUGCAGUCGUCACAUUGAAUUUUGUAUUCAGAAG
Messenger RNA from Abrus precatorius (Indian licorice), 560 nucleotides. RefSeq lists its product as uncharacterized. The transcript is spliced from 3 exons. Bases 71 to 394 code for a protein of 107 amino acids. NCBI's taxonomy places the organism in Eukaryota, Viridiplantae, Streptophyta, Magnoliopsida, Fabales, Fabaceae. The record is from RefSeq and is a predicted model, not a curated record.